Neogale vison (American mink) is the source of this 3066-nucleotide messenger RNA. It is a transcript of the gene RAD54L, whose product is annotated as RAD54 like. Gene Ontology annotation, biological process: double-strand break repair via synthesis-dependent strand annealing; reciprocal meiotic recombination. Gene Ontology annotation, molecular function: ATP-dependent chromatin remodeler activity; ATP binding; DNA translocase activity. The transcript has 18 exons. The coding region runs from base 634 to 2868 and encodes 744 amino acids. Lineage: Eukaryota; Metazoa; Chordata; Mammalia; Carnivora; Mustelidae. Gene Ontology annotation, cellular component: nucleus. The record is from RefSeq and is a predicted model, not a curated record.
GGUCCGGAGACUCCUGGCGGCUGUUAACGCGCGUUUUGGGAAGAGGAAGGCUGAAGCUGGAGUGCUGGGGCUGGGAGUCACUCCUGCUGUUCUUUCCAGCUCUUCCUGGUAUUCUUCUCCCAAGCCCCGGUCUUUUACUUGUCCUGCCUGGACCCCUGCUCGAACUCCCCGAGUCUGGGCCUGGCUUCCGCGCUCCAGACCCGGGAAAAACCCCUUCGGAUUGGGCGUCUCCCCUCCCCACGACUGGGAUUUUCACCCCGGCCCCUCUCUCCUGGCCUGUGAUUUCUUCCCCACCCCCCAGCCGCAACUACCCCUUGCCUUCACGUCCACCUGGGACUAUUAUCCCGACUCCACUCUGCCCAGUCUGGUACUCCCAUCUUCCUCUCCCCCGCCCCCUCCCCCAUCCCAGUGCUUUACUCACCUUUGCUUGGCUACUUCCUCUUUGGUCUGCUCUUCGGCCUCGACUAACUGGCGACCAACACUCUCAGAGUUUGGGCCCAAACUCCAGCCUCUAGCUGGAUUCCCUCCAUCCAUCCUCCCUCUUUAAUUAGCCCAUGCUUUCAAUAAGACUGCAACAGUCGUUCUGCGUUCUCAACUGCUGGGUGCCUUUGAUCUUUGGCUGAUGGAUACUUGAUGUUUUAUGCUCCUGAGCCCAGGAUGAGGAAGAGCUUAGCUCCUAGCCAGCUGGCCAAGAGAAAACCGGAAGGCAGAUCUGGUGAUGAUGAAGACUGGCAGCCUGGGACAGUGACUCCCAAGAAACGGAAAUCCAGCAGUGGGACUCAGAGCCAGGAGUGUUUCCUGUCUCCUUUUCGGAAACCUUUGAUUCAACUAACCAGUCGACCACCCUGUUUGGAUAGUAAUCAACAUGAAGCCUUUAUUCGAAACAUUUUGUCAAAGCCUUUCAAAAUCCCCAUUCCAAAUUAUCAAGGUCCUCUGGGCUUUCGGGCAUUGGGCCUCAAAAGGGCUGGGGUCCGCCGGGCCCUCCAUGACCCCUUGGAAGAAGGUGCCUUGGUUUUGUAUGAGCCUCCCCCACUGAGUGCCCAUGACCAGCUGAAGCUUGACAAGGAAAAACUCCCUGUCCAUGUGGUUGUUGAUCCUGUCCUCAGUAAGGUCUUGCGGCCUCAUCAGAGAGAGGGAGUGAAGUUCCUGUGGGAGUGUGUCACCAGUCGGCGCAUCCCCGGCAGCCACGGCUGCAUCAUGGCUGACGAGAUGGGCCUGGGCAAGACGCUGCAGUGCAUCACACUGAUGUGGACGCUUUUGCGCCAGAGUCCAGAGUGCAAACCAGAAAUUGACAAGGCAGUGGUGGUGUCACCCUCCAGCCUAGUGAAGAACUGGUACAAUGAAGUUGGAAAAUGGCUUGGAGGGAGGAUCCAACCUCUGGCCAUUGACGGAGGCUCUAAGGAAGAGAUAGACCAAAAGCUGGAAGUAUUCAUGAACCAGCGUGGAGCCCGAGUGCCUUCUCCCAUUCUCAUCAUUUCCUACGAGACGUUCCGUCUUCAUGUUGGAGUCCUCCAGAAAGGGAGUGUUGGACUGGUCAUAUGUGACGAGGGACACAGACUUAAGAACUCUGAGAAUCAGACAUACCAGGCACUGGACAGCUUGAACACCAGCCGGCGGGUGCUUAUCUCUGGGACCCCCAUCCAGAAUGAUCUCCUUGAGUAUUUCAGCUUGGUACAUUUUGUUAAUUCAGGCAUUCUGGGAACUGCCCAUGAGUUCAAGAAGCAUUUUGAGUUGCCAAUUUUGAAGGGUCGAGAUGCAGCUGCCAGUGAGGUGGACAGACGGCUAGGAGAGGAGCGGCUGCGGGAGCUCACCAGCAUUGUGAAUAGGUGUCUGAUACGGAGGACAUCUGAUAUCCUGUCUAAAUAUCUGCCUGUGAAGAUCGAGCAGGUGGUUUGUUGUAGGCUGACACCCCUUCAGACUGAAUUGUACAAGAGGUUUCUGAGACAAGCCAAGCCAGCCGAAGAGUUGCGUGAGGGCAAAAUGACUAUGUCAUCCCUUUCUUCCAUAACCUUACUAAAGAAGCUUUGUAAUCAUCCAGCUCUAAUCUAUGACAAGUGUGUGGAAGAGGAGGAUGGCUUUGAAGGUGCUUUGGAAAUAUUUCCCCCUGGUUAUAGCUCCAAGGCUCUAGAGCCCCAGCUGUCAGUGACCCGAAGCCGCAGCAGUGACAAAGUAGUGCUGGUGUCCAAUUACACUCAGACACUGGAUCUCUUUGAGAAGCUCUGCCGGGCCCGAAGGUACUUAUAUGUCCGCUUGGAUGGCACAAUGUCCAUUAAGAAGCGAGCCAAGGUCGUGGAGCGCUUUAACAAUCCGUCGAGCCCUGACUUUGUCUUCAUGUUGAGCAGCAAAGCUGGUGGCUGUGGCCUCAAUCUCAUUGGGGCUAACCGACUGGUCAUGUUUGACCCUGACUGGAACCCGGCCAAUGAUGAACAAGCCAUGGCCCGGGUCUGGCGUGACGGUCAAAAGAAGACAUGCUAUAUCUAUCGCCUGCUGUCUGCCGGAACCAUUGAGGAGAAGAUCUUUCAGCGCCAGAGCCACAAGAAGGCACUGAGCAGCUGUGUGGUGGAUGAGGAGCAGGACGUGGAGCGGCACUUCUCUCUGGGCGAGUUGAAGGAGCUGUUUACUCUCGAUGAGGCUAGCCUUAGCGACACUCAUGAAAGGCUGCGCUGCCGCCGCUGUGUCAACAACCACCAGGUCCGGCCACCCCCUGAUGGUUCUGAUUGUACUUCAGACCUGGCUCAGUGGAACCAUAACACUGAUAAGCGGGGGCUCAAGGAUGAGGUACUCCAGGCUGCCUGGGAUGCUGCCUCCACUGCCAUCACAUUCGUCUUCCACCAGCGUUCUCAUGAAGAGCAGCGGGGCCUCCACUGAUAAACCAGUUGGUCUGGGUAUAGCUGUUAGAGGAAGGAGACAGGGAAAAGGGGCUCCUUGCCCCAUAGGACCCUACUGAAUUUUGUUCUCUUGGACAAAAAUCAUCAAGGAGGGCCACGUGAUGUUUGCCCAAAGUUUAUUUUAUAAGAAAAACUUUUUUGGUUAAAAAAAAAGAAAGGAAUAAAGGUAUGAAAGGGA